Messenger RNA from Candidozyma auris, 3579 nucleotides. RefSeq names its product tricalbin. The transcript is spliced from 2 exons. The coding region runs from base 1 to 3579 and encodes 1192 amino acids. NCBI's taxonomy places the organism in Eukaryota, Fungi, Ascomycota, Pichiomycetes, Serinales, Metschnikowiaceae. The record is from RefSeq and is a predicted model, not a curated record. Gene Ontology annotation, molecular function: lipid binding.
AUGCUGGCUCCAGUGCACGUCACGGAUCCCAACGAGGUCCUCAACCCCCCGGACCAAGCGUCCUUAGAAGACCAGCAGCUUGACGAUAUUCAGGAUGAGAUCAAGCAAGGAAAGGAUGAUACCGUUCACACAUCCACCGUAGACUGGACAAUUAGUGAAGACUACGAGAUUGACGAAAACUCAAACAAGAAACCUCCACCACGUGAGCUGGUUCCUCCAGCGUACCGUGGGUGGAAAGAAGUUGGUGGAUUUGACCACACUGAGAAAUUGACUGCCGAGGAUGAGGCAACUGACUUGUUGUCGAAAGGCUCAAUUUUUGAUCAAUUUUUGCCCGCUGUUGCUGUUGGUGACUGGUAUCACAAUGUAGCUUACAUGAUAUUGGCUGGAUUGUUGUCGUGGAUCGUUGGAUGGUUCCGCUUCUCGCUUGCUCCAGUGUUCUUUAUUAUGCUCGUAUUUGGUAUUCUUUACAGAUCCUCUGUAAGGAAGUACAGAGAGAUGUUGCGUGAGUUGGCCCAAAGAGAGUUUUCUGUCAAGUCUAUUGAGAACGACUACGAGACCAUGGACUGGCUCAAUGUCUUUUUAGAGAAGUUCUGGCGCUUCUUGGAACCUUCUGUUGCUCAGAUCGUGACGGACCAGGUGAACCCCAUUUUGGCUGCUUCCCCUGCGCCAGCUUUCAUCAAAGCCUUGUGGCUUGACACUUUCACGGCAGGUACAAAACCUCCUAGAAUUGUCAAGGUCAAAACUUUGGAUGGUACUGCCGACGAUGUGGUGGUGAUGGACUGGGCCGUUUCUUUCACUCCUAAUGCGUUGACUGACUCCAACAAUAAGCAGCAGAAGAGCAACGUCAACGAGAAGGUUGUUACAGUGGCCAAGCUUUUUGGCAUUGAGAUCCCUGUGGCUGUCUCUGAUGUCUCCUUCCUGUGCUUGCUUAGAGUUAGGUUGAAGAUGAUGACCUCUUUCCCUCACAUUGAGACCAUCAGUGCCUCUUUGAUGGAGCCUCCUCAAAUUGAUUUCAACUCUAGACUUUUGGGAAACACCUCGUUUAACUGGGAGGUGUUGGCCAUUCCUGGCUUAUACCCGUUUAUUAACGAGAUGAUCAAGAAGUACGCGGGCCCAAUCUUGUUUGCUCCACUUUCCUUCCAGUUGAACGUGCAGCAAUUGAUGGCUGGUGCGCCUUUGAACUCUGCUGUGGGUCUCUUGGUGAUCGAUGUCAAGAAGGCUCGUGGCUUGAGAAAUUAUGGUGGUAUUGGUAACACCAUCGAUCCAUACGUUACUUUUGGCUACUCCAAAGAAGUGCUCGAAAAAACCUCUCACAAAGACAGCACCAAGCUGCCUGUUUGGAAUGAACGUGUGUAUGUUCUUGUGAACACCUUCGCCGAACCUUUGAAUAUCACGGUGAUGGAUAAGAACAAGCACAGACAUGACAACCAGAUUGGUUCGAUUCAGUAUGACUUGGAAUCGUUCAGAGAGAAGGAGAAACAAGAACUUAAUGCACCUAUCAUUCGUAACAACAAAGAAGUCGGCGAGUUACAGUUGACCAUGUAUUACAUGCCAACUUUGGUUGCUCAAAGACAAGCUGACGGCGCUGUCAUCCCUCCACCAGAGCUCAACACUGGUAUUGCUAGAAUUGAAAUUGCAGGCGCUAGACACAUGAAGUCAGACAGUGACACUCCUUUGACUACCUAUGCUGAAGUGUGGAUAGGCGGUGAGCGAAUCAUCAAGACUCCCGUGCAAAAGAAGACCAACAGUCCCACAUGGAACGGUGCAAAGGAGAUGAUCAUCUUCAACCGUGCAAAGACCAGAGCCAAAGUCUUGAUCAAGAACGAGAAGGACAAGGUAGUUAAUGCUUUUAUCACCAGGCUCAACGAUUUGAUCGAUGCAGGCCAGGUUGGAGAUCCUUGGUUCCAGUUGCCAAAUGGAGGUGAGAUUCAAAUCAAUUCGUUCUGGAAGCCUGUGAUGCUAGAGGAUGCAAAGGGUACCGCUGGUUAUACCCCUCCUAUUGGUGUUCUUAGAGUUAGCGUUCAAAGUGCUGAAGAUUUGCGCAAUUUGGAGACUGUUGGUAAAGUCGACCCUUACACGCGUAUCUUGGUCAAUGGUAACGAGAGAGCGAGGACAUCUUAUUUUGAUUCUACUUUAAACCCAACAUGGAACGAGAUUCACUAUGUCACCAUUUCUUCUCCAAAUCAAAAAUUGACGCUCGAAGUCAUGGAUGUCGAGAGAAGUGGACCUGAUAGAACCUUAGGCUCGUUUGAUGUCAAAUUACAACCUUUGAUUCAAAAAGAUAACACGGGCAAGUAUAUUGAGACUGUCGAUCCAACAAAGAGAACUUCCAAGUUAAUCCACAAGAAGGGCCCUAAGGGAACUGUCACGUAUUCUUUGUCUUUCUACCCAGUGUUACCUGUCAUGACAAUGGAAGAUAUCAGAGACGAAGAGGAGGAAGAAAGGAAGGAGAAGGAAAUUAAAGAGAAGAAGGAGAGGAUCCAGAAGGACAAGAGUGAAAAGGAAGCCGAAGAGUUUAUGGAGAAGGAGCGCAAAGCUCGCGAAGAAGAGCUUGAAGAGAGAAAACAAUUGACAUCAGGCAAAUUGAGGUUGGGAUUCGAUGAGUUGGCUGAGUAUAAAAGCGGUGUUUUCAUCUUCGAGAUCUCCGAGAUUACCACUUCAAAAGAAGGUUUGUACCUUCAAGCUUUCUUUGAUAACCACGGUCUUCAUGAUUUCGUCACUCCUAAAUUGAAGCAGACCAAGGUGCAGCUGAUUACUACUGGUGACUUCGUCGUGAAGGAGUUAGACAAGUCGGAGGUCACAUUCAGACUUCAGAAAAAGAAAGAUAUGAACAGACUCGAGAAAGCAGCAUCUGAGGUCCAAAUUCCAGUGUUGGAUUUAUUGAGGGAUUCUUUCAACAAGGUCACUACUGUUACCUUAUCAGGGUCCGUCUCUGCGACCAUAAAGUUGCAAAGCUCUUGGGUGCCGGUCAUCUACUCCAGCCAGAUCCCCCCACAAGAUUCCAGUGAUAACUGUGGUGUCUUGACGCUCACCACGCUCAGUGCAGAAAACAUCCCUGCUGGUGACAGAAAUGGUAAGUCUGACCCAUACGUGAAAUUGUACUUGGACACCGAUCGUGAGCAUUUCUUCAAGAGUAAGAAGGUGAAGAAGACUUUGAGCCCUACCUGGAAUGAGGUAACUGAGGUUGAACUCAUCAACAAGUACGAUUCUGUCAUCAAGGUUGUGGUGUAUGAUUGGGAUGUAGGUCCAGAGCAAGACGAUCUCUUGUGUGUUGGAUACAUCAAUCUCUGCGAGAUGAAUCCUGAGGGAGAGACUGAGUUCACCGUGCCUUUGUAUGACGAGGACGAUCACGAUGCUGGUACUGCCUACUUCAAGGCUAGUUUCGAACCAAAGUUCAUUCUUCGUUGCAAGGCUGACUCUGGAGGUCACAUCGAUGCCCUUGGAUCCGGUGUUGGUGCGGUGGGCCAUUUGGGCAAGGGUGUCGGCAAGGGUGUUGGCAAAGGUGUCGGCAAAGGUCUCGGUACAGUCGGCAAGGGCAUCCGUAAGGGUUUGCACUUUGGUAAGAAUUCCGAAGAGUGA